Klebsormidium nitens is the source of this 3740-nucleotide messenger RNA. Lineage: Eukaryota; Viridiplantae; Streptophyta; Klebsormidiophyceae; Klebsormidiales; Klebsormidiaceae. The record is from the annotation of a GenBank genome assembly.
CCUUCUUCAAGGCAAGCUCAGAGCACCAUGUCACCUGUGGGCCGCUGUUUGCAUGUGCGAGGUGUGGUGGGAGGGACGAUUGCUGAAAUUUGUUGGGGCUGAUCGCCCUGGACGUGAGGGAGCAACACAAUGCUGGCCGCCGGCCGCCACCGAGCGGGGCCCUUGCAGGCACUGGUCGCUUCGCUGGAAAGUACCGUGAAUCAUCUUCAUGGCUCCUCUGUGAGGGAGGCGACUCCUAAGUUUCCCCAGCCCUUACUUUACCAAGCUCCAAGCUCCACCACCCAGCCAUCAAUCAGUUUACGUUGGGACUUUGAGGGGGUUGCAACUCUUGAUUCACCCUUGAAACGGGUUGCUGGUCAGCGGGGUUUCUGGGGUCGUGCCCUGCCUUCUUUUUCUGAGCAGAAGCCUUUGGGGGAUCUUGGUCCGUAUCCCCCUAUUGAAUUCACCACAAAUGACAAAGCAACGAGCUCUGGAUCACUGGGUGGAUCAGAUCGCAGCCGCAUACAUGCUGACAUCAGCGGCCAGCUGCCUUAUGCUGAGGCGCUGUGGGAGCACAUCAGCGGCUUGGGGAAAGUGCCGGAGCCGAUUGCCGCCAGGGGGAACGUUGCAGUUGGUAAUGGUGCCCCCCAGAGCAGCAGCUUUGCGCAGGAGCUGUGGCGCCACAUCGCUGGCCUUGGGAGAGAAACGCCCCCCCCUCCGGUGGAAGUCAGCGUGGACGACCUCUUGAAACCCCUGCACCGAAAGGCGCGGGGGGCGGCGGGGUUGUCUCGGAAGCAGCGCGGGUACCCCAAGAGAAUGACCCCGACUCUACAGAUCUUUCUGCAAGACGGGACGAACAUUUUCGAUGGGACGGGGGGGUCCGGCGGGGGCACGUUUCACUACUCGGGCGAUGGGGGGGGUGACAUGGGGAGUUCGGGGGCGUUGGUGGUCACGCAACCGAGGCCGGAGAGCGUGAAGAAAGUGCUAGUGGUUCCGAUGCCACGGAAGCCGCUGAUGCCAGGGCAAAUGAUGCCGGUCCACAUACAGAACCCAAAGCUCAUGCAGCUAAUCCAGAAGCAGCGGGAGCAAGGCAUUCUGUACGUUGGCGCCUUUUUGAGGCGCGACGCUUUAAAUUCGCAAGCAGACCCGAACCGGUGGAAGGACGUCGACAAGCUCCCGGAGGUGUUCGACCAUGGGACGCUGGCGCAGAUCCACUGGGCGUUGCCUACCCAGGAGAACUCGAUCAUGUUACUGUUUGGACACAGGCGGCUCCGAAUGACGGGCCCAGUGGAGGGUGAGCGCUUCAGCGCGUACGUGGAGCACGUGCAGGACCAGCCGUACGAGAAGACCGACGUCGUCAAGGCGACGCAGCAUGAGGUCAUGCAGACGGUGAAAGAUCUGAUGGCGCUCAACCCGCUGUACCGAGAGGCUGCCAGCAUCCUCUACAACCAGCCCCAGGGUGAUCUGCAGAACCCGUCGCAGCUGGCCGACUUUGCCGCCGCCAACACGUCUUCGGAAGCAGAGUCGAUCCAGGCGGUCCUGGAAGAGUUGGACGUUCCGAAGCGGCUCGAGAUGGCGCUGCUCAUGCUCAAGAAGGAAUUGGAGCUCAGCAAAUUGCAGGCGGACAUUGGGAAGAAGGUGGAGGAGAAGAUCCAGGGCGACCAGCGGCGCUACUUUUUGCUGGAGCAGCUCAAGAGCAUCAAGAAGGAGCUGGGCAUUGAGCGCGACGACAAGACGGCGCUCAUCGCCAAGUUCGAGGAGAAGCUCGCGCCCUUCCGCGCCAGCUGCCCGCCGCAGGUGCUACAGGUGAUUGAGGAGGAGACGGAAAAGCUACAGGGCCUGGAGCCGAGCAGCUCCGAGUUCAACGUCACGCGCAACUACCUCGACUGGCUGACAUCAGUGCCCUGGGGGCACCACAGCAAGGAGAACUUCGACGUCCGGCAGGCGCAGCAGAUCCUGGACCAGGACCACUACGGCUUGACUGACGUCAAGGAGCGUAUUCUCGAGUUCAUCGCUGUGGGCAAACUGAGGGGGUCGUCUCAGGGCAAGAUCAUUUGCUUGUCGGGCCCUCCCGGGACGGGAAAGACCAGCAUCGGCCGCAGCAUCGCGCACGCGCUCAACAGGAAGUUCUAUCGCUUCAGCGUCGGGGGGCUGAGCGACGUGGCAGAGAUCAAGGGUCACCGGCGGACGUACGUGGGCGCUAUGCCGGGCAAGAUGGUGCAGUGCCUGAAGUCGGUCCAGACCGCCAACCCGCUGGUUCUGAUCGACGAAAUCGACAAGCUGGGGCGCGGCUACCAGGGGGAUCCCGCCAGCGCGCUGCUCGAGCUGCUGGACCCGGAGCAGAACAGCAACUUUUUGGACCACUACCUCGACGUGCCCGUCGACCUCUCCAAGGUGUUGUUCAUGUGUACGGCCAACGUGGUGGAGGACAUUCCCGGGCCGCUGCGAGACCGUAUGGAAGUCAUUCGCUUGGUGGGGUACAUUGCAGACGAGAAGAUGCACAUCGCACGCGACUACCUGGAGCCGACAGCGCAAAAGAACUCGGGAGUCAGGUCAACGGAGGCGGAGAUUGCGGAGGACGCCCUGCUGGAGCUCAUCGAGACGUACUGCCGAGAGGCCGGGGUGCGGAACCUUCAGAAACAGAUCGACAAAGUGUACAGAAAAAUCGCCCUCCGAAUCGUCCGGCAACGGCUGGCGCUCGAGAGCGCCACCCAAGACGCCCGGGACGCGUUCAAUAAGUCCUACGCCAAGCGGUUAUGGGACACAAUCUCCGCAAACCCCAAACCCCAAAAUACUAAAUCCGACGAACCCGAAAACCCUAAAACUACGGAGGCUCCUUCGGAGCACUUAGCAAGCCUCGAGAUCGAAAAGGGCACCGAGGACAAGAUGGUCGAGGACGCGGUUAAGGACGAGGAGGGCGCGUUUUCGGGGGAGAAAGUCGUGGUGACCAAGGAUAACCUGAGCGAGUUUGUCGGUAACCCGGUUUUCACGAGCGAGAAGCUGUACGACGCGACCCCGGUGGGAGUGGUUAUGGGCCUCGCGUGGACGGCGAUGGGGGGGUCUACGCUCUACGUUGAAACGAGCGUGAUCGAGACCGGGGAGAACAAGGGCGGCAUCACUGUGACGGGCCAGCUGGGUGACGUCAUGAAGGAGAGCACGUCGAUCGCGCUGACGGUCGCGCGCGGGCUCCUGCGGCGGUCGCACCCGGACAGCAACUUCUUCCGGGAUUCGCGGAUGCACUUGCACGUGCCCGCGGGCGCGACGCCUAAAGAUGGGCCCAGCGCGGGCUGCACCAUGAUCACGUCCAUGCUGUCGCUUGCGAUGGACAAGCCUGUCCGACCAAACCUCGCGAUGACUGGGGAGGUUACGCUCACGGGCCGUGUGCUCCCGAUCGGCGGGGUCAAGGAGAAAACAAUUGCGGCGCGGCGCAGCGGAGUGAGCCAGGUGAUCUUCCCGUUCGAGAACAAGCGGGACUACGACGAGCUGCCGACGCACGUGAAAGAGGGCCUCGACGUGCACUUUGUCAAGCACUACAGUGAAAUCUUUACGCUCGCUUUCGAGUACGACGGGGAGGGGCAGCGGCCCGCGCAAGGCAAAGACUCGACAGUGCGGCAGUUCGAGGUUGAGUCCUAGUUUGAGGUCGGAUGACGUGUACAGAUAUAGCAGUCUCACGAACCAUUGGGAUAACGAAGUGACUCCGCGAAAACACAUGAUGUGUCUUAAUUCUUGCAAACCACAUGCUGUUUCAAGCCUUAUCUAAG